This is a messenger RNA of Recurvomyces mirabilis, 1248 nucleotides long. RefSeq names its product tRNA-dihydrouridine synthase 2 (gene dus2). The record is from RefSeq and is a predicted model, not a curated record. Gene Ontology annotation, biological process: tRNA dihydrouridine synthesis. Gene Ontology annotation, molecular function: tRNA dihydrouridine synthase activity; flavin adenine dinucleotide binding. The transcript has 2 exons. NCBI's taxonomy places the organism in Eukaryota, Fungi, Ascomycota, Dothideomycetes, Mycosphaerellales, Teratosphaeriaceae. Gene Ontology annotation, cellular component: cytoplasm. The coding region runs from base 1 to 1248 and encodes 415 amino acids.
AUGACAGCAUCACCACCGCACAAAGUGCCUAUCCCUCGUCAUGGCGUCGAUUACAGAGGCAAAAUUGUCUUGGCGCCAAUGGUGCGGAGCGAAACCAUUGACAAGGCCCUAAUUGGCACGACGAGACACUUCAACGCUGUCACUGGUACCGUGGACUUCACACGACUAUCUUCGAAUGGUGCGAAGAAUCCAGCCAUAAAUUCUGAGCAGCGAGAAAGUGUCAUCUAUCGACUCCAUCCCUCACGUGAAGGGAAGCGCCUGAUCUACCAAAUCGGCACUGCGAACCCUGAAACUGCCGUCCAGGCCGCGAAACUUGUGGCUCAGGAUGUCGCCGGCAUCGACGUGAACGCUGGAUGUCCCAAGCCCUUCAGCACAAGUGGUGGAAUGGGCGCAGCUCUGCUCAAGACACCCGACAAGUUGUGCGUGAUUUUGCGUGCACUCGUCAGCGAAGUCGGCAUACCGAACGAGAUUGGCAUCAGUGUCAAGAUACGUAUCCUGGACACUCCAGACGAGACGGAGAAGCUUGUCCGCAACUUGUGCGCAACAGGAAUUACUGGCCUGACUGUACAUUGCCGCACCACACCCAUGCGUCCACGAGAACGUGCUAUCAGAGACCAGCUGAAGAUGGUUGCCAAUGUGUGUCGAGAAGCAGGAGUUGCCUGCCUCAUGAACGGCGACGUGAUUUCACGCGACGAGGCUCUCAAUCUCGUGUCGGAAUUCGGAUGCGACGGUGCCAUGAUUGCCACGGCAGCGGAGACCAACCCAUCAGUCUUCCGACCGACAGCGGAAGGCGGCAUGGCGCCAUGGGAGGAAGUGGUCAAGGAAUACGUGAAGACGUCUCUGGAAGUGGAAAAUCGUUGGGGCAACACGAAGUACCUGCUAGGUCAAAUGAUACCUGGCAAGAAUAACACAUACAAAAAAAUGCAGCUCACGAAAAGCUACAGUGAGCUGGUCAAUGCUCUAGGCUAUGAUGAUGGGUCCCAAGCUUUGGCUCGUCGAGUGGACAAAGGUCUUGAGAUUGGAGAGUAUGAGAAGGCAAAGAUGACGAAGGCAGAGCGAAAGGCUACAAACAAGGCUGCCAAGAAGGUCGAGGAAGUAGAGACAACACCUCAGCGCGAACCGCUUACGAAGACGGCUGCAGGUAUCAAACGCAGUGCAGAGAUGGCGCAGCUCGACAUGCCGCCAGACAUUGCCCGCAAGAGUGGGCCGGCAAGCGUACCCGAGCAAGUGUCAACAUUGGGUGUAUGA